AUGCCUCCUUCAGUACAAACAAACAAACUCACCUCAACCCUGCGCCUUCUCAUCCCGCGCCUCCGCCUCCUCCAGAAGAAAGACACCGCGUCCUCCGUCAUCCAGCGCCGCGAACUCGCCCACCUCCUCGACGAAGGCCGCGAAUCGUCCGCCCGCAUCCGCGUCGAGAAUGUCAUUGCCACCGACAUCGCCGUCGAGGUCAUGGAGAUGGUCGAGCUGUACUGCGAGCUGCUCCUCGCGCGCGCCAACGUACUCGAUCAGGUCGCGUUCGGCGAGAAGGGCGCCCGUGCGCGCAGUCGCGCCAAGGAAGCCCUAAAGGCCGGGCAGGGUCAUCGUCAGCCUCAGCGGCAGAGCGCGAGCCCCGCACCGGCCCAGGUGGAUACGAGCACGUCCUCGAAAUCCUUCCUCGGCUUCUCGCUAUGGGGGUCGGGGUCGGGGUCGAAGAAGCAGGCCGGGGCUUCGGCUCCUGCUGCGGAUGUGGAUGCGGAUGCGUCGACGUUGCGAGGACGCAAGACCGAGGCGGAGGAGUCGGAAGAAGUCGCUGCCGCAGAGGCGGACCAGCGCAGUUACAUUGACCCCGCGCUCGACGAGGCCGCCGCUGUCAUCUUCUACGCCUGGCCGCGCUUCCCGCACGAGGUCCGCGAGCUGACCAUGCUGCGCGGCAUGCUUGCCGAGCGCUGGGGGAAGGAGUUCAUGGCUCUGGCGCAGGACAACAAACUUGAGGACGUGCGAGUGCCGGAGCGGGUCCUGAAGGCGCUGCGCGUGAAGCCGCCGACCCAGGAACUGGUCGACAGCUACCUCCGGGAGAUUGCACGGGCGUAUGGGAGUUCCUGGGGGGUGGAGGAUCAGGCUGAGCUCGGCGGCGCCCCAGAGUUUGUUGAUGAUGGCGAUGGCGAUGGCGAUGCUGCUAUCCCCUCGACCCCAUCGCGGCCGACGCUCGCAGAAGCGCGUCGCGCGUCUGAAGCCUCCGAGCUGAACAAGGCAACGCCGCCGCGUGGCUUCCACACUGGAAAGAGCCCUGUCAGCGUUGCGCCGCCGGGACCCCGGUCGGAUAACCCGAACCCCCGAGUCAAGGUUCCCGGGAGUGAUGUCGAGUCGGAGUCGCAGAUUGACGGGCAAAAGCCGCGGAAGAACAAUGCUGGUGGUCCGGGUUCGAUACCGGAGCUGGACGAGUUGACUCGAAGAUUCGCAGCGUUGCGCCGGUAA
This is a messenger RNA of Aspergillus clavatus NRRL 1, 1206 nucleotides long. Its product is annotated as DUF292 domain protein. The transcript has 2 exons. Gene Ontology annotation, biological process: protein transport. The record is from RefSeq and is a predicted model, not a curated record. Lineage: Eukaryota; Fungi; Ascomycota; Eurotiomycetes; Eurotiales; Aspergillaceae. The coding region runs from base 1 to 1206 and encodes 401 amino acids.